Molecule: messenger RNA, 1783 nt
Organism: Selaginella moellendorffii
Lineage: Eukaryota; Viridiplantae; Streptophyta; Lycopodiopsida; Selaginellales; Selaginellaceae
Product: probable trehalose-phosphate phosphatase D
Exons: 12
Coding region: 378-1508 (376 amino acids)
Biological process (GO): trehalose biosynthetic process
Molecular function (GO): trehalose-phosphatase activity
Source: RefSeq, a predicted model, not a curated record
CUUCUCUUUGGCAUUCUCGGAGUCCUCCGCCUCCGCCUCCCUCGGGCGAGGAUUUCUAGGGUUCUUCGUCCUUCGUGAAAGAUUUCGUCGAUCUGGCCACGAAUUGCUCGAAUUGCGUGACUUGAUCCUGGCGCCAGGCUGAUAUUUCCAGGAUUUGUUGGAGGCGCGGGCCAGAGCAGGCAAGGCGGGGUGAGGUCAGGUCAGAUUCGGAAGUGCAAUUUUGUUUGGAUCAUACUUCAGACUUUUAAGCUAUAGUUACGUAUCAAAGAUAGUACAGUAUUAAAGGAUCGUCGUAUCUAAAGCAAGAGGAAACAAGCUGCACGAAGUAUCUAAGGUCGCAGGGGAUCCUUCGUACAGCUUGACUGCCGCUUGCAGCCAUGCCUUUGAGUUCCGAGCAGGCAAUUCUCUUCACAGAAGCUGCAACUUUCCCAUCGAAAUGUUCACCUCCAUCGGGCCCUUUGUUUGCUCAUUUUUCUGCAGCCUGGAAGAAAACUUCUGUGCAAAGCGAUUCUGUCAACGGCUGCCUUACUGUCAUGAGAGCUAGCUCGCCUCCACGUUCUAAGGAAGAGGCUCACAUAGACGCGCUUAAGGAGGGGCAUCGACUUCCUGGAAAUCCUGACUACUUGGACUGGGUCGUGGAACAUCCAUCGGCUUUGGACUCAUUCGAAGAAAUUGUCGAUGCUCUGAAAGGAAGGCAACUUGCGUUGUUCCUCGAUUACGAUGGAACUUUGUCACCCAUUGUUGAAGAUCCUGCGCGGGCAUUCAUGUCAACGGAGAUGCGAUCGGCAGUGAAGAGCGUGGCUAAGCUGUACCCGACAUCGAUAAUUACUGGAAGAUCCAGAGAGAAGGUGUAUGAAUUUGUUCAGCUGCCAGAACUUUACUACGCAGGCAGCCACGGGAUGGAUAUUAUGGGACCUGCCAAAGGUUCUCAUGGUGUCACUGUUUCUGGAACACUGACAAAAAAUCAAGAGGGAGAAGACGUGGUUUUCUUUCAACCCGCCAGUAGAUUUCUUACCACAAUGAGGGAGGUUUUCGACAUUUUGGAAAGGCAGAUGAGUUUCAUUGAGGGAGCCCGCGUUGAGGACAACAAGUUUUGUCUUAGCGUACAUUUCCGCCAAGUCAGAGAACAGGAUUGGCAAUUUCUAGCUCAGGAAGUUCAGAGCGUUUUGAAGAGAUAUCCUGAAUUAUCCAUAACGCACGGCCGAAAGGUACUCGAAAUCCGUCCAUCCAUAAAAUGGGACAAAGGAAAAGCAGUCGAAUAUCUUCUAGAAGCUCUUGGCCUAGGCGACAGCCGAGAUGUUCUGCCGGUCUAUAUUGGGGAUGAUCGAACGGACGAAGAUGCGUUUGAGAUACUAAAUAACAAGUUUAAUGGCUACGGGAUCCUAGUUUCCAACGUUCCAAAAGCAACAGGAGCGACUUACUCGUUACGGGACACAUCUGAGGUUCAGCAAUUUUUGAAGCGCCUGGUACAGAUUGAGAAAAUCGAGAAGAACUAUCACAAGCUGUGAGCGACCGAACCGAAGGCUGGCAUUCGCACACGCUGCGCAAAGAAGCGGAGAAGCGCCAAUGCGAUGGUGGUGGUAGUCUGCUAUUCUUCUCUCGGCUUUAGAUGAUGAUAACGGGUUUUUAUAUUUUUCUCCAUAGGUACUAGCAGCGAGAAUAAAAAACGAACUGUGAGCGCGCUAAAAAGCUGUUCAUUGCUCCUUAGCGAGUAAGCAAGAGAGUGUGACUAUAAAAGUGAUGUAAGCUUCUGGUGGGUUGUCAUGUAUUUCCUAUUGUUGUA